CACACACACACAAGUCAUCAUCAUGGGCAUUUCGAAAGGAACACAAAGGUUCAUGCUCGUUGCCAUAUUCAUAGCAUUUGUGGUUAUAAGUAACAUAAACGUAGCAGUUGCAAAAUAUAUUAGCUAUCCAGCGAUAGGACGUGAUCGCCAACGAGGAUGUAGUCAUGGGCCUCAUGGCAAAUGUCCACCCGCUCAGCAUAUGAGUCCGUACCAUCGAGGAUGUGAUUUGAUACACAGAUGUCGUCGUCAACCUUCACCUCCACCAGUUCCUAAAAAAAUGUAGU
This is a messenger RNA of Camelina sativa (false flax), 284 nucleotides long. The record is from RefSeq and is a predicted model, not a curated record. Lineage: Eukaryota; Viridiplantae; Streptophyta; Magnoliopsida; Brassicales; Brassicaceae.